Molecule: messenger RNA, 756 nt
Organism: Aplosporella prunicola CBS 121167
Lineage: Eukaryota; Fungi; Ascomycota; Dothideomycetes; Botryosphaeriales; Aplosporellaceae
Exons: 2
Coding region: 1-756 (251 amino acids)
Biological process (GO): translational initiation
Cellular component (GO): eukaryotic translation initiation factor 4F complex
Molecular function (GO): translation initiation factor activity; RNA 7-methylguanosine cap binding
Source: RefSeq, a predicted model, not a curated record
AUGAGCGAAGCACCCAGCGGCGCACGCCCGGGCGUCCCGGCCCUCACAACCAACGGCCUCCCCGCGCUGACGGACGAUGCCGCCUCGGCGACGGCGUCGCCCGCGCGCGGCAAAGAGAUGAAGAACACGCUGCUGCACAAGCUGCGCCCGCCGUCGCUGACCCACGUCUGGGACUUCUGGCACGACCGGCAAGACCGGGUGCCGAAGCCGGCGGGUGCGGGCUGCGAGCAACAGCCGCAGGCGGGCGAGGACGAAUCGAGCAAUUACGAGGACCGCCUUGUGCUCUUGCACAGCAUUACCGACGUCAGCCAGUUCUGGAAGGUCCACAACAACUUUGACCUCGCGAAGCUGAAGCUGCGCGACACCAUCCACCUCUUCCAUCACAGCGUGAAGCCCGUCUGGGAAGAUCCGCGCAACGUCAAGGGCGGCGCGUGGACGUUCCGUGUCCCGAAGGAUAAGGCGGCGUGGUUCUGGCGCGAGAUCUGUAUGCUGGCGAUUGGUGAGGCGCUGCAGGGUGCGGUCGACAACAGCAACAAGCGUCUGACUUUCAUCGAUGACAUCUGCGGUAUUAGCUACAGUGUCCGCUUCAACAGCAUCCUCAUCACCAUCUGGAACCGCGACUGCGAGAACCAGGAAGGCAUCGAUCGCCUCAAGCAAACGGUGCUCGAGAGCCUGCCCGACGAGCUCCAGCUGCCGGAGCGGUCGUACUACUACAAGAAGCACAGCGAGCACGCUGGCUUCCGCAACCCGUCGUAG